Molecule: messenger RNA, 4231 nt
Organism: Anguilla rostrata (American eel)
Lineage: Eukaryota; Metazoa; Chordata; Actinopteri; Anguilliformes; Anguillidae
Gene: kifap3a
Product: kinesin-associated protein 3a
Exons: 22
Coding region: 190-3159 (989 amino acids)
Biological process (GO): microtubule-based movement; cilium organization
Cellular component (GO): axoneme; ciliary transition zone; kinesin II complex
Molecular function (GO): kinesin binding
Source: RefSeq, a predicted model, not a curated record
UAUUGGUUCACGAUUGCAUGCUGGGACGUCUACUGUCGGCCCAUAGCAACACCAACGAACAGUAGCGUUAUAUUAACCUAGUGAAUUAUGAAAUAUUGUACAAGUAGACAGUAGUGACCGUUACAUUGCAUAUUGUAAAUUAAAAGACAGUAGUAUCCCGGUGAUACGGGUUUCUGUGAUAGGGGCAAAAUGCAGUCGGAGGAUGCGCGAUAUUUAAAAAGGAAAGUAAAGGGGGGAAACCUAGAUGUUCAUCCAACUGAAAAGGCCCUUGUGGUUCAGUAUGAAGUGGAAGCCACUAUUCUGGGAGAAAUGGGAGACCCUAUGCUUGGGGAACGGAAGGAGUGCCAGAAAAUCAUUCGCCUCAAAAGCCUAAACGCGAACACUGACAUCGCUUCUCUAGCUCGCAAGGUCGUGGAGGAGUGCAAACUUAUACACCCCUCAAAACUGGCCGAAGUCGAGCAGUUGCUGUUCUAUCUACAGAAUCGACGGAAACCGAACGGUAAAGAAAAACGAGAAAAGCGCCAGGUUAAACCGAGAGAUCUGACCCCAUUUGAAGGAAUGGAGAUUGACGAGGAGGCCAACAUUAACAACAUAGAUGACUACGUUGAGCUAUUGUACGAGGAUAUCCCAGAGAAAGUAAGGGGCUCGACCCUGAUCCUCCAGCUGGCCCGUAACCCUGACAACCUGGAGGAGCUGCUUCAAAACGAAACCGCGCUGGGAGCGCUGGCCCGGGUCCUCAGAGAGGACUGGAAGCAGAGCGUGGAGCUGGCCACAACCAUCAUCUACGUCUUCUUCUGUUUCUCAAGCUUUUCUCAGUUCCAUGGUCUGAUCACGCACUACAAGAUUGGAGCACUGUGCAUGAACAUAAUUGAGCAUGAACUGAAGAGAUAUGACCUAUGGCAGGAUGAACUGCAGAAAAAGAAGAAGGCCUGUGAAGAUGACUCUGAUAACCAGAAUGUGAAGAAGGAAUAUGACAAAGCAUUUAAGAAGUACCAAGGACUUCUCACCAAGCAAGAGCAGCUAUUACGAGUGGCCCUGUACCUGCUGCUCAACCUGUCUGAAGACACGCGCACCGAGCUGAAGAUGAGGAACAAGAACAUCGUGCACAUGCUGGUGAAGACCCUGGACAGGGAGAACGCUGAGCUCCUGGUCCUGGUGGUGUCCUUCCUCAAGAAGCUCAGCAUCUUCCUGGAGAACAAGAACGACAUGGCCGAAGUUGACACCAUCGAGAAGCUGGCCAAGCUGGUUCCGUGUGAGCACGAGGACCUGCUGAACAUCACGCUGCGUCUCCUCCUCAACCUCUCCUUUGACACCGGCCUUCGCAACAAGAUGGUGCAAGUGGGGCUGCUGCCCAAACUCACCACGCUGCUGGGGAACGAGGCGCAGAGACAGAUAGCGAUGUGCAUCCUGUACCACAUCAGCGUGGACGACAGAUUCAAGUCCAUGUUCGCCUAUACGGACUGCAUUCCACAGCUGAUGAAGAUGCUGUUCGAGUGCAGCGAGGAGCGUCUGGACGCUGAGCUCAUUUCCUUCUGCAUCAACCUGGCCGCCAACAAGAGGAACGCCCAGCUCAUCUGCGAAGAUAACGCCCUGAAGGUGCUGAUGAAGAGAGCCCUCAAGCUGAAGGACCCUCUUCUGAUGAAAAUGAUCAGGAACAUUUCUCAGCACGAUGGCCAAACGAAGCAGUUGUUCGUCGAACACGUGGGGGACCUGGCAGCCCAGAUCCGGCAGGACGAGGAGGAGGAGUUUGUGAUCGAGUGCCUGGGCACCCUAGCCAACCUCACCAUCCCCGACCUGGACUGGGAGCUGGUGCUGAGGGAGUACAACCUGGUGCCCUACCUGAAGGACCGCCUGAAACCGGGCUCGGCCGAGGACGACCUCAUCCUGGAGGUGGUCAUCAUGCUGGGGACCGUCUCCAUGGACGACUCCUGCGCCGCCAUGCUGGCCAAGUCGGGCAUCAUCCCGGCCCUCAUCGAGCUGCUCAACGCCCAACAGGAAGACGACGAAUUUGUCUGUCAGAUCGUCUACGUCUUCUACCAGAUGGUAUUUCACCAGGCCACCAGAGAUGUGAUCAUCAAGGAGACCCAAGCCCCGGCGUACCUCAUCGACCUGAUGCACGACAAGAACGCGGAGAUCCGCAAGGUCUGCGACAACACGCUGGACAUCAUUGGCGUGAGUAUCCUCCGGCCUCUCGCUCAGCAAGUCAACUAUAUAUAUAUAUAUAUAUAUACCGCCACUCCUUUCACUUCAGCCGUGUUCUUAAGUGGCAGCUUUGAUGGAUGUGGUAAAAUCUUACGUGUGAAAUUGCUUUCUCGAUGGCGUCAGAUAUCUCUAAAUUCUUCGUUCGCCGCGGCGACGGCGCGCUCCUCCGAGGACGGUCUGCGGCCCCUCCCCCUCCCGCCGGGCCCGACGCGUCUCGCGGCGUGCGCUCUCCCCAUUGGCCCGCGGCCCGUCUCCGCUGCCUCUCCGCUCGGCCCGAGAUUGGGAGGAGGGGCGGGCGGGCGGGAGUAUGAGGAGGACUGGCAUACUCUCUUAGCCCUGCUCUUCCUGCAGGAGUAUGAGGAGGACUGGCAUACUCUCUUAGCCCUGCUCUCUCCUGCAGGAGAGUAUGAGGAAGAUGGCAACUCUCUAGCCCUGCUCCUCUGCAGGAGCGUAGAGGACAUGUACGGUAGCGUCUCGCAGGCGGGGGAGACCAGAGGAUUCCUGGCCACGAGCGGGGACCGGGUGGAGCCCUUCGGACGGGCGGAAUCCGAGCGUCCGACUUUCUACAGCGCCGGUGAGCGGGAGGCCGGCAUCAAGCGCACAAACAAACACGAGCGCCAUUUUCUCUCGCUGUUUCUGCAGCGUGCCCUUUCUGCAAAUGGCUCCGUGUUGAUCAGAAACGUGUGUAGGGAGUUCCCUGCGAGCGAACGUCUGUCCCUGACGGCUGUUUUCCUGUCUGUUGUUGCAGACGGGAUAAUCCCGGCGGACGGCGCCAUCAGCCCGGAGUUCUUCAACGACUUCCACGCUCAGAACGGGGACACGGGGCCGCAGGCCUUCCCCGGCAGUACAAGUGGAGAUGGGUUUGGAUCGACUGCCGGAACCCCGGGACGUCCUGCCACAGCCUACGGGUACCGUCCGGAUGAGCAGUUCUUCUAUGGAUAUGGGUCAUCCAGAUAAAUUUGCUCUUCACUCUGUUACACUUACUGUUGACACCCUCUACCGUUGCAAGUCUGACCACUGGUAAAAGUUUGCAUUAAAUUGUAAGGCACAAGCCACACCCCUUCUAAUAUAUUACAUUCCAGGAUCCCAGCACGUAGCCGUUUUAAUCUAAUGGUAGAAUGAAAUUCUCUGGGCGGUUAGCCUCCGAGGUCAACUGUUCUGUCUGAUGUGUACUUGCUGAGUGAGCUCUUAUGCUUCUAUUGGUGUGCUCAUAUAAUAGUAGGCUAACUGUGCACGUUAAGCAUAUUAAAUGUUGGCAUCGGUUACUUAGUUUAAGAAAGUACUAGACAGUAUUGGCAGGCUUGUUUUGAUAAACUAACCUUUUAAUUAUCUGCAAGAAUUCCAGUGAUAAAAUGUGUCAUCUACGUCUCAUUUCAAGAAAUUCUCAGUUAAGGCUGUGGAAUUUCCCCCUUAGGGUUAGCGUCACGAUAUUCAUUAAACCACCAAACAACCUACCAAAUUGAAUGCACUACUCAUAGAAAUUAGUCAUAAUUUUGGGUGUUUCUUGGCUUAAACCAAGCAGCCCGAUAGAACUGCAUGAUAUAAACUGUUGGAGUUUGGUAUGCUCGUGUGAAUUUAUUUAAGGUGCAGACACUGUAGGUCUACUGUUUGUAUACGCAUUUCUUCUUCUGCGACGCGCAUUGAAUGGUGAAGCGUGGAUCACAGAGGCUAUGGCUUGGAGAUGGAGAGACAGGCACUUUUAAUCUUAUUUGAGUUUUAUAUUUAUAGCACAGACAAGAGUCUACUUUAUUUUGCUUUUGUUACUGGUUAACAAGGUUACGUCAUUAUUGUUUUUGUAUUAGUCUUUGUGUCUUUUCUGUUUAUAUCAUAUAAUUUUAUUGUCAUAUAAUUGUAUUGUUUUUUUAUAGUACUCUUAAGAGCUCAUAUUGCUUUUGUCUUCAACGGUGCCUGGAGCUCAUCUGAACUACUGUAAUGAGAAAAGCCUUUGCUGCUAUGAUUCAGUGUGGACUCGUUGUUGUGGAUGUCCACUCCUCUGGACCAGGUGGAAUAAAGUGGAUAUUAAAUUGUG